Molecule: messenger RNA, 1930 nt
Organism: Uranotaenia lowii
Lineage: Eukaryota; Metazoa; Arthropoda; Insecta; Diptera; Culicidae
Product: polyserase-2-like
Exons: 4
Coding region: 100-1824 (574 amino acids)
Biological process (GO): proteolysis
Molecular function (GO): serine-type endopeptidase activity
Source: RefSeq, a predicted model, not a curated record
GCCCCUUCAUUUUCUGAACUGAAAAUAAUCAGAUCAUCAGCUCUGCUCUCAAUCCAUGAUAAGCAGUUGCUCCGUGCGAGUUGUCCACAACUAGCUAACAUGAUUCUGUAUAAAAUUUUGAUUUUAAUUGUAUUUUGUUUGAAAUAUUGUAUCACUGAUCAGACUUGUGGAAAAAUCAGUCGCCCAGCAGGUUAUGUGCUCUAUGGCAAUGAAGCAGAACAUGUCUGGCCUUGGCAUGUAGCAGUUUUCAACAGCACGGAUCACUACAUUGCCGGGGGGACGAUUAUCAGUGAUCAAUUCAUCCUAACGGCCGCCCAUGUGACCUACCGCAAUCAACAUCAUGCACUACAUCCAGAUGAAUUGUACGUGAAAAUGGGAAUUAAAGAUCUAGCUGACCCAUUUGGCCGUGCUCGUCGCGGGAAUGUAUCGAGAAUCUUACGAUACCCCGGAUAUGACACAAAUCAAAUGACAAACGACGUGGCCUUACUAAAACUUACUGAAAUGAUCGAAUUUGGUAUGUUCAUUUCACCCAUCUGUUUGUGGCCGGCCAACGGGCCAGAUCUAGAUACUUUGGCAGAAACUGACAGUGGGACAGUUGUCGGAUGGGGCUUCACAGAAAACAGCAUAAUUUCUCAAGUUCUACGAGAGGCGAAAAUGUCGAUUAUCGAUUUCCCUACGUGUGCCGAAAAUACGAAAAGCUUUCAGCCACUUUUGGCAAAGGGUAAAAACUAUUGCGCCGGAAAUCGCGGCGAUGUUACCGUUUGCCGUGGGGAUAGCGGUGGAGGCAUGUACUUCAUGAUCGAUUACACGUGGUAUUUGAGGGGAAUUGUUAAUCAGGGAACACCUACCCAGGACACUCGUUAUCCGUGUGAUCCAGAUAAGGAAGUCAUCUUUAUGGAUGUGACCUAUUAUCAGAAAUGGAUCGAACGUCACGCUCUUCCAUUCCACCACAAUCGCCUAGGAAAGCACCAAUGUGGCAUGGGGUCGUAUAUGGAAUCAACGACAACAAAAGUAUUGACUCAAGAUCCCUCUGGAAAUCCUUGGAUCACUCAUCUGGUUUACUUAUUUUGGGAUCGGUUUCACAUAAGCGAUUGUCAUGGAGUCAUUAUUCACCCGGAAUUCGUUUUGACAUUGGCUAGAUGUUUAGUGGACAAACCUUAUAGGAAACUAAUGCAUGUAGUGAUGGGCGAAAUUUUCAUCGGUCCUGAUCCUUACAACGAAAUGAUGAACGAUGUCGAAAGUUUAAAGUAUCGUACACUGAUAGCCCACGAGAAGUUUGAUCCCCUUAACUAUGGGUAUGACGUCGGGCUAGUGCAUCUAUCAGAAACAGUCAAAUUUACUAGAGAUAACAUACAGCCCAUUUGCCUUCCGUCAUUUGUUGAACCGGUCCCUCAAUACAUCUUGACGGCCUGGUAUCGGAGAGAUGAUCAUCCGAAAGCACUCGACGCAGAAUUGCUCCAGGCUGUGCGGUUUGCAUCUUGCAGUUCGAUGUACAGCAAAAAGGGUAUCAACGUAACAUCAGAGUCUGGGUUAAGAUGUUUCCAACAAUGCUCUCUAUCAGAGCAUGUGCAAUCGAAUGGAACAUUCAGCUGCAAUUUGUUGCAAGAAAAGAACUGCAAGAUUCCCAUUUCCGGUGGACCAGUUGUAUACACGAAGCACGAUGGAUUCAACACUUACACAUACCUAAUGGCAAUGAGGGCUUUCGGAACAUCGGAUUGCAAAGAUGGCAUCAACGACAUGUACAGUGAUAUCGUUGCCUUCGGUCCUUGGAUUCAACAGAAAGUGGAAGAGAACGCUCUAUACAAUGUUGACGAAGUAUAUUAACGUUUAAGAGUAGAAGAGUUGCUUUAUUAGCUGCUUUCCAAUGUCACUUACUUAAAAGAGGUAACAUAAAGUAUGAAUAAUUUCUUUUUGUUUUUGAAUUUUCUAA